AUGGCCCGCGCCAGGCGCCCCCGGGCCCCCGGGCUGCUGCCCCUGCUCCUGCUGCUGCCCGCUCUGUGCGCCCGGGCAGCAGAGCCAGUGGACGUGCUGAAAGCGCUGCAGUUCCAGGCCCAGCCGGCCGGCGUGCGGAAGAUGACGGGGCUCUGCCCCGCCAGGCGGACAGGGACGGGGCCGGACGUGGCCUACAGGAUAUCACGGCAGGCACAGAUCAGCGCCCCCACCAGGCAGCUCUUCUCAGGGAAGUUCCCAGAGGAUUUCUCCAUCAUGGCCCUGGUGAAAGCCAAGGCCGGGACCCAGGCGUUCCUGCUCUCCAUGUACGACCAGCACGGCACCCAGCAGCUGGGCGUGGAGCUGGGGCGCUCGCCCGUCUUCCUCUACCAGGACCAGAGCGGCCGGCCUGCCCCCGAGGACUACCCGCUCUUCCGGGGCAUCAACCUCGCUGACGGCAAGUGGCACCGGCUGGCGCUGAGUGUGCACAAGCACUCGGUGACGCUGAUCCUGGACUGUAAGAAGAAGGUGACGCGGCCGCUGCCCCGGGGCCCCCGCCCGGUGAUCGACACCCGCGGCAUCACUGUCUUUGGCACCCGCAUCCUCGACGAGGAGGUCUUCCAGGGUGACAUCCAGCAGCUGCUCAUCGCCCCGAACCCGCAGGCGGCCUAUGACUACUGCGAGCACUACAGCCCCGACUGCCACGCCCAGCCCCAUGCGCCCCAGGCACAGGAGGCGCAGCAGAGACCUGCCAGGCCCGAGUACUUUGAUGAGGAGAUGGAGUACUAUGAGUACCCCGACUCUUACGGGAAUAAAGAGGAUGGGAACGCGCCCCUCCCCACGCCUUCGGGGGGCAAAGUGGAGCAGAAACCCGCCGGGCCGGGCCGCAAGGCGCCUGCCAAGCCGGCGCCCAAGCAGCAGAAACGGCAGCAGCUGAUGAACACAGCCCCAGCCUAUGGCAAAGCCCCCGGCGGCGGGAAAUCCCCUGGCAACGCCAAGUCCCCUGGCAACGGCAAAUCCCCCGGCAACGCCAAGUCCCCCGGCAACGCAAAGUCCCCUGGCAACGGCAAAUCCCCUGGCAACGCCAAGAUGGCAGCUGGGGGGAAACACCCAGCUGUGAAAAAUGCCCUGGGCAAGGCCCAGACGGGGGGCAAGGCCUACGCUGGCGCCGGCGCACCCAGGAAACACGGCAACGGGUACCAGCAGGAUGUGGGGCUGUCCCCUACAGAGGAGCCCUGGGGGGCUGGCGAGUACCUGGAUUAUACCCUACCCCCUGACCAGGAGCCUGAUGGUGACUACUGGGAGGAGACAAUGGGGCUGGAGGUGACUCCCCCCUCCCCCUUGGAGCCCUGGGCUGAGGAGGCUCCCAGCCCGCCCCCUGCCGCUCCGGGUGAGGACGAGGUGCUUGUGGAGGAGUACGUGACGGGGGAGGACACAGCUGUGACGGGGCAGGAGUACGAGUAUGUCUAUAAGGACUUUCCCGAGGGAGCCGAGCCAUCAGAGCUGGGGCCCGUGCUCUCCGCAGAGACCCCCCAGAAUGGAGGCGCUGUGCGCGGAGUCAGAGGCUACAAAGGAGAGAAGGGAGAGCCGGCCGUCAUGGAACCGGGAAUGCUGGUGGAGGGCCCCCCCGGCCCUGAGGGACCUGCGGGCAUAUCGGGGCCGCCGGGCACACAGGGCCCCCCGGGACCCACAGGAGAUCCUGGCGAGAGGGGUCCUCCUGGCCGUUCAGGUCUCCCUGGCUCGGAUGGGACGCCUGGACCUCCUGGCACGUCUCUCAUGCUCCCUUUCCGGUUUGGGAGCAGCGGUGGAGACAAGGGGCCUGCGGUGUCAGCACAAGAGGCACAAGCGCAGGCCAUCUUACAGCAAGCCCGGAUGGCCCUGCGUGGCCCCCCAGGACCCAUGGGAUACACCGGCCGGCCUGGGCCCCUGGGGCAGCCAGGGGGCUCCGGGCUGAAGGGGGAAGCCGGAGACUUCGGACCCCAGGGACCCCGCGGGCCGCAGGGCCUGUCUGGCCCCCCGGGGAAGCCUGGAAGGAGGGGUCGUGCUGGAGCCGAUGGUGCUCGGGGGAUGCCUGGGGAGCAUGGCAUUAAGGGUGACCGAGGCUUUGAUGGGUUGCCGGGGCUGCCGGGGGACAAGGGGUACAGGGGUGAGACGGGAUCCCAGGGCAUCCCAGGCCCCCCUGGUGAGGACGGGCAGCGGGGAGACGAUGGAGAGGUCGGCCCCAGAGGGCUCCCUGGAGAACCGGGACCCAGAGGUUUGCUUGGACCCAAAGGCCCACCGGGGAUCCCCGGGCCUCUGGGCGUGCGUGGCAUAGAUGGUCCCAUUGGGCCCAAAGGGAACCUGGGGCCGCAAGGCGAGCCAGGCCCCCCAGGUCAGCAGGGAACUCCAGGCACCCAGGGAUUGCCUGGCCCACAAGGUGCUAUGGGGCCCCCCGGAGAGAAGGGUCCCAGAGGCAAACCUGGCCUCCCCGGCAUGCCGGGGUCCGACGGGCCUCCCGGGCAUCCGGGGAAGGAAGGUCCGUCGGGAACCAAAGGUAACCAGGGUCCGUCCGGUCCCCAAGGUCUGAUUGGCUACCCAGGCCCACGUGGUGUGAAGGGCGUGGAUGGAAUUCGGGGGCUGAAGGGUCACAAGGGUGAGAAGGGUGAGGACGGAUUCCCCGGAUUCAAGGGCGACUUCGGGGUGAAAGGAGACAGGGGCGAGGUGGGUGUCCCAGGAUCCAGAGGAGAGGAUGGACCGGAAGGUCCCAAAGGCCGGACCGGACCCUCGGGCGACCCGGGUCCCCUCGGACUGGUGGGAGAGAAGGGGAAGCUGGGCGUACCAGGUCUUCCCGGAUACCCAGGACGGCAAGGCCCGAAGGGAUCUCAGGGCUUCCCCGGAUUCCCUGGCACCAAUGGUGAGAAGGGUGCUCGGGGUCUGUCCGGGAAGCCGGGGACCCGGGGCGAGCGCGGCCCCUCGGGUCCCAGGGGCCAGCGGGGGCCACGAGGAGCCACUGGAAAGCUGGGGGCGAAGGGCACCUCUGGCGGCGACGGCCCCCAUGGCCCUCCAGGGGAAAGGGGACUCCCGGGCCCCCAGGGGCCAAACGGCUUCCCCGGACCCAAAGGGCCACCGGGCCCCCCUGGCAAGGACGGGCUUCCCGGGCACCCCGGUCAGCGAGGAGAAGUCGGUUUCCAAGGCAAGACGGGCCCCCCCGGCCCCCCGGGGGUGGUGGGACCUCAGGGCGCUUCUGGGGAGUCUGGUCAGAUGGGGGAGAGAGGUCACCCAGGCCCCCCCGGACCCCCGGGAGAGCAGGGCUUGCCAGGACCCUCUGGGAAAGAAGGAACCAAGGGAGACCCCGGCCCCCCGGGAGCCCUCGGAAAAGACGGCCCGGCUGGACUGCGCGGUUUCCCUGGUGAGCGUGGGCUGCCCGGCACCCCGGGCGGCACGGGGCUGAAAGGGAACGAGGGGCCGGCCGGACCCCCAGGACCUGCAGGCUCCCCCGGCGAGAGAGGCGGCCCUGGGCAGGGCGGCCCCAUCGGACCCCCAGGCAGACCGGGCCCCCAAGGGCCACCAGGCCCCGCUGGAGAGAAAGGAGUUCCUGGUGAAAAAGGUCCCAUAGGCCCCGCUGGCCGCGACGGAGUCCAGGGUCCCGUUGGGCUGCCCGGCCCAGCGGGGCCCCCAGGGGGUGCUGGUGAGGACGGCGACAAGGGCGAGGUGGGCGAGCCGGGCCAGAAGGGUGGCAAAGGCAACAAGGGAGAACACGGUCCCCCAGGCCCCCCAGGUCCCAUGGGCUCAGUCGGGCAGCCUGGAGCAGCCGGGGCUGAUGGGGAGCCGGGCGCUCGGGGCCCCCAGGGCCACUUUGGGGUGAAGGGUGAUGAAGGAACCCGCGGAUUCAACGGGCCGCCUGGCCCCAUCGGGCUGCAGGGUCUGCCGGGCCCGGCGGGGGAGAAGGGCGAGACAGGUGACGUGGGCCCCAUGGGCCCCCCAGGACCACCAGGGCCGCGUGGCCCAGCCGGACCCUCCGGAGCCGACGGACCCCAAGGCGGCCCUGGAGGCAUCGGCAACCUUGGCCCCCCUGGAGAGAAGGGUGAGCCUGGCGAGUCGGGGGCCCCUGGCAUCCCCGGGGAGCCAGGAGUCAAGGGCCCGCGAGGAGAGCGAGGGGAGAAAGGAGAAACCGGAGCCGCCGGCACAGCUGGACCCCCUGGAGGGAAAGGGCCCCCCGGAGACGAUGGGCCCAAGGGAAACCCUGGUCCUGUUGGUUUCCCAGGGGAUCCGGGCCCCCCAGGUGAAAUGGGUCCCAGGGGCCAGGACGGGGCGAAGGGCGAGCGAGGCGAGGAUGGGGAACCCGGGCAGCUGGGCUCGCCAGGCCCGACAGGAGAGAACGGCCCCCCAGGUCCCCCAGGGAAGAGGGGCCCCGCAGGCUCCCCGGGUCCCGAGGGGCGUCAGGGCGAGAAGGGCACUAAGGGCGAGCCAGGCGCCGUGGGACCUCCGGGCAAGACCGGCCCCGUGGGGCCCCAGGGACCAGCUGGCAAGCAGGGGCCUGAUGGGCUGAGAGGCAUCCCUGGCUCAGUGGGAGAACAAGGCAAGCCGGGCGCGACGGGCCAGACGGGCCCCCCGGGACCUGUGGGCCCCCCGGGGCUGCCUGGCCUCAAAGGGGACUCCGGACCCAAAGGAGAGAAGGGCCACCCUGGUCUGAUCGGUCUGAUCGGGCCCCCGGGCGAGCAGGGAGAGAAAGGGGACCGGGGCCUGCCUGGCCCGCAGGGCUCCCUGGGGUCGAAAGGAGAGACUGGGAUCCCUGGUGCUACUGGCCCCAUCGGCCCCGCCGGGCCCCCGGGACUUCCUGGCCCGGCCGGUCCCAAGGGUGCGAAGGGAGCCACGGGACAAGCCGGCCCCAAGGGCGAGCGAGGCGUCCCCGGCCCCCCCGGACACCCGGGCCCCCCCGGGGAGGUGAUCCAGCCGCUGCCCAUCCAGCUGCCCAAGAAGAGCAAGCGGUCGAUCGACGCCAGCCAGCUGGUGGGCGAGGACGGGGAGGGGAUGGCGGCGGAUGGGGCCCACGGCCACGCGGGCGGCAUGGACGAGAUCUUCGGCUCCCUCAACACCCUCAAGCGGGAGAUCGAGCAGAUGAAGCACCCGAUGGGCACCCAGGACAAUCCAGCCCGCACCUGCCAGGACCUGCGGCUCUGCCACCCCGACCUGCCCGACGGCGAGUACUGGAUCGACCCCAACGAGGGCUGCUCCCGGGACUCCUUCAAGGUGCACUGCGACUUCACGGCUGGCGGGGAGACCUGCCUCUUCCCCACCAAAGAGACGCAGGAGGUCCGGAUGUCUGCGUGGCAGGAGGAGAAGCCCCCGCGCUGGUUCAGCCAGUUCCGGGAAGGCAGCAAGUUCUCGUACGUGGACGCGGACGGGCGCCCGGUGGGCACGGUGCAGCUCACCUUUCUGCGGCUGCUCAGUGUGGCCGCCCGGCAGAACUUCACCUACCACUGCCAGCGCUCGGUGGCCUGGCGCAGCACUGCCUCUGGGGGCCACCAGCGUGCCCUCCGCCUCCGGGGCGCCAACGAGGAGGACAUGAGCUACGACAACAGCCCCUACAUCACGGCCCUCACCGACGGCUGCGCGCUGCGGAAGGGCCCGGACAGGACGGUGCUGGAGGUGAACACGCCCCGCGUAGAGCAGCUCCCCCUGCUGGACGCGCACUUCAUGGACUUUGGGGAGCCCAACCAGAAGUUUGGGUUUGAGGUGGGACCCGUCUGUUUCCUGGGCUAG
Emys orbicularis (European pond turtle) is the source of this 5739-nucleotide messenger RNA. RefSeq names its product collagen type XI alpha 2 chain (gene COL11A2). Bases 1 to 5739 code for a protein of 1912 amino acids. The transcript is spliced from 68 exons. Gene Ontology annotation, molecular function: extracellular matrix structural constituent conferring tensile strength. Gene Ontology annotation, cellular component: collagen trimer. Lineage: Eukaryota; Metazoa; Chordata; Testudines; Emydidae. Gene Ontology annotation, biological process: cartilage development; collagen fibril organization; sensory perception of sound. The record is from RefSeq and is a predicted model, not a curated record.